Molecule: messenger RNA, 635 nt
Organism: Anolis sagrei ordinatus
Lineage: Eukaryota; Metazoa; Chordata; Lepidosauria; Squamata; Anolidae
Gene: POLE4
Product: DNA polymerase epsilon 4, accessory subunit
Biological process (GO): DNA-templated DNA replication
Cellular component (GO): epsilon DNA polymerase complex; nucleus
Molecular function (GO): protein heterodimerization activity
Source: RefSeq, a predicted model, not a curated record
GCGCAGGCGCAGUAGCGGCCAACAUGGCGGCGGCGGUUCCUGAGGUAAAUGCCGCGGCGGCGCUUCCCAGCGAAGAACCGGAGGCGCCACCCACUACCGCAACGGCCCGCCCGGCUCGCUUGCCUUUGUCCCGGGUGAAAGCGCUGGUCAAAGCCGACCCGGAUGUCAGCCUCGCCAGCCAAGAAGCCGUCUUCAUCUUGGCCCGCGCUACGGAGCUGUUUGUGGAGACCAUUGCCAAGGACGCCUUCAUCUUUGCCCAGCAAGGCAAGAGGAAGACCCUCCAGAGGAAGGACUUGGACAACGCCAUUGAAGCCGUGGACGAAUUUGCCUUCCUGGAAGGGACAUUGGACUGAAUGGAGAGAAGGAAGCAGGAUGCAUUGAAGUGAAACAGACUUUGCAACUCUUCUGUCUUUAUCCACGGAGCCCCACAUCGAGGUCAAUGAAUGGAUUCAUUUGUGAAGGCGCCUUUCAUUGGCAGCAAGGGCUUUCCCUGUGGAUGAAGGCUUCAACUCGGGUCCCACCUCCAAGCCAGUUCAUUUCAUUGCACACAAAUAUUGUUAUCAUUUUGCAUUUGUUUUCAAUGGUCUCAAUGAGAUUAUCGUUUAUUAAAUUAUACUCUAUUAAAUUGUCUUAAA